Messenger RNA from Penicillium concentricum, 753 nucleotides. RefSeq lists its product as uncharacterized. NCBI's taxonomy places the organism in Eukaryota, Fungi, Ascomycota, Eurotiomycetes, Eurotiales, Aspergillaceae. The coding region runs from base 1 to 753 and encodes 250 amino acids. The transcript has a single exon. The record is from RefSeq and is a predicted model, not a curated record.
AUGGAAGCUGAUUGUGUGCUGUCCCCCGAGCCAGGUAGCACGGAGGCCAUCAAAUUCUCCCCCAAGGGCUACCUGCAGCUCAAUGUCAACAUUGCGACCCGGGGUCCCAUCUCUGGUUAUCCCAACCAAAGCCCUAGUGCUAUCCGUAUCGCCGCCGACAUCAUUCGCGAUCUGGACGAGCUAGAGAGUAUUCCUGUUGAAGUCCCCCCUUCAAUUAAGGUGCUACUGGAAGAUGCAGAGUACCGAGAAUGGUAUGAUGGCAUAUACGGAGAAGGAAGCGCUGCAGUGAUCCCCGCUAUUUCAGUAAAUGUUGGCACCAUCGCAGGCGGCAACUCUCCAUCUGUUAUUUCGCCUGAUUGUUUAUUUGAAGCCACUGUUGUCACACCCACUGGUAUGGAUCCGGAGGUGAUCUUCAAGAAGGCAAAAACCAUUGUCGGGCGAUAUCCAGAAGCUCAUAUUGAGUUGGAAGGGGCCGACACGGGGGAUAUAUCAACCACGGAUCGCGAGAUGCCAGUCAUCCUCCAGAACAUUGUCACGAAGCUUGGUUGGCCUAAGCCCAAGCUUGCUCCUGAUAUUGCCAUUUCUGAUCUCCAGUAUUGGAGAUAUCGAGGGAUUCCUGGAUUCUGGUAUGGUCCUGACGGUGAUAAUGUUAGCGCGGUCAACGAAUACGUGGAAAUUGAACAGGUGCUGCACCUUGUUCGUACUUACGUGCUGGCUUCGGCGCAGUAUCUACAGAAAAACAGCCCUUCGUGA